GCAGUACCGCAUGAUUUUUAUAGGUUAAAACAUUAGUUAAGAAAUUUUUUUGCAAGAAAUCAAAUAUAUGCAGUGAGGGCAGUGAUUAUCACGGUGAUUAUCAACUGUAAAAAAAUAUUUUAAGUAAAAUGAAUGUAACGCGCAGAUUAAUACAAGUGUGCAAACGUUUUGUACAUACUGAGACAAAAUGUCAAGACAGACCGAAAUGGAUAAAACCAAUUGGAUACCAAACCGAAGUGUCUAUAUAUAAUCCGAUAACGAGAUGCAAAGUUCCACUGAUAUUAAAAACAGAAAAUGUUUUGAAAUGGUAUAUCUGCGGGCCUACGGUUUACGAUUCGGCGCAUAUCGGACAUGCAACCACUUAUAUAAGAUCAGAUAUUAUCCGUCGAAUUCUAUCAAAUUAUUUUAACAUCGAUGUAUUAUUAGUUAUGGGCAUAACUGACAUUGACGACAAAAUAAUUAAAUGUUCCAUUGAAAGCAAUAAAGAUUUCAAGACUUUAUCGAAACAUUUUGAGACUGAGUUUUAUGCAGAUAUGAAUAAGUUAAAUAUUGGUGAACCAUAUUUAUAUUGUAGAGUUACAGACUAUAUACCACAAAUCAUAUACUUUGUUAAAGAGUUACUAGCCAAAAACUAUGGUUAUGUUACAAAAGAUGGAUCUGUUUACUUUGAUACAAGAAAGUACAACAAAUAUGGUAAAUUAGUAACCCCUGUAACUGAUGCUGUAAAAAGCCAACAUCUGGAUAAAAAAUCAGUAUUGGAUUUUGCUUUAUGGAAAGCAGCGAAAGAUAAUGAACCAUCUUGGAAAUGCCCAUGGGGUCACGGUAGACCAGGAUGGCACAUAGAAUGCAGUGCAAUUGCAAGCGCAGUCUUUGGAAAUUCUGUAGAUAUACAUAGUGGUGGAAUAGAUUUGGCUUUUCCUCAUCAUGAAAAUGAAGAAGCACAAUCCUGCUGUUAUCACAAUGUUGACCAAUGGGUUAAUUACUGGCUUCACUGUGGUCAUUUAAAUCUGAUAGGGGAUGUGAAAAUGUCAAAAAGUCUCAAUAAUACUAUAAGUAUACAGAAUUAUCUCGAAAAAUAUUCGGCGAAUCAUCUUAGAAUGCUUUGCCUACUUUCCCAUUAUCGAAAUGGCAUUGAAUUCUCGGAUGAAAUUAUGCAAAAUGCAGUGUCGAUAACCAAAAAAUUCGAUAACUUCACAAGUGACUGUGAUAAUUAUGUUGCUGGCAAAUUUAAAACUGGUGAAAUUGAUGAAAAUCUUUUAUUUACAACUUUACAUGAAACAAGAAAUAAAGUUUAUUCUGCAUUAGCAGAUGAUUUUGACACUUCAAAGGCUAUACAUGCCAUCAUAAAUCUUGUUGGAAUAGGAAAUAAAAUGCUGCACCAAAGUAAUAUAACACCUCACAGUAAGGGAGUAAGCGCUGUUGCCGCUGUUUCAAAUUAUGUUUCAAAUACUCUUUCAAAAUUUGGCAUUUCCCGAUCUACAAUGUCAGUGGCAGAAAAUCGACAAGUUAAAGAUAUUAUUGAUAAUUUUCUGAACUUCAGGAUGGCCAUCAGAACUAGAGCAUUGAAACAAAAUCCAAAAGACACAAUUUUAUUAAAAGAAUGCGAUACCGCGCGAAUGAAUUUAUCUACUUGUGGAAUUAUAAUAAAGGAUCAGCAAGAUGUCACUAGUUGGAGUUGGAAAUAGCAUAUAAUAAUAAUUCUAUGUAAUUAGAUGUUAAAUUAAAAUUUAUUAAAAUAAUAACCUGUUCAAUCAUCAAUUUUUCUAAGUUUUUGUGAAAUAUCAUCGUUGUCAUCA
Messenger RNA from Cataglyphis hispanica, 1796 nucleotides. It is a transcript of the gene CysRS-m, whose product is annotated as probable cysteine--tRNA ligase, mitochondrial. The record is from RefSeq and is a predicted model, not a curated record. Gene Ontology annotation, cellular component: cytoplasm. The transcript is spliced from 8 exons. Gene Ontology annotation, biological process: cysteinyl-tRNA aminoacylation. Gene Ontology annotation, molecular function: cysteine-tRNA ligase activity; ATP binding. The coding region runs from base 129 to 1685 and encodes 518 amino acids. Lineage: Eukaryota; Metazoa; Arthropoda; Insecta; Hymenoptera; Formicidae.